UGUAAAAUCACAGUCAAACUUUUGGAAGAUCUCUGGUGAUUAUUACAGAACAAGAACUUAACAAACCCCCGCACAAAAAAGAAAGGGGUGCUGGAGGACUAUCCAUAAAGAGGGGGCCGUGGAGAACCCCCCCGGACAUCUACCCUCCAUACACAGGUUUCAUCAACAAUCGUUUACCUGGCCUCCAAGACCUGUCGGUCUGGAAAAUAUGGAUUGGGGAGAAGUUCAUAGACCUGCACCAGGAAUCCCGACAUCUAACGGAUAUAUAGUGAACGUCUCAGCGGUACCAGGGCCACCCAGGAAGUCUCAUCCUUAUUCUGGACAUGAGGGUCUGACAAGACUUAAGAAAUGUAGCUGAGUGAAGUCGGCGGUCGACAAGAGAACUGGAAAGCCAGCGGGGGUCAGCACGCGUCUCCGCUCCGCAGAAUGUAUCUCCGUAUUCUUCUGCUGGCUUUUCUGACUGGACGCUGCACCUCAGAAGUUAUACCUGCCAUAUGUCGGUAUGCUCUGGGCAUGCAUGACCGAACGAUACGUGAUGAGGACAUCACUGCUUCUAGCCAAUGGUAUCAGUCAACGGGGCCCCAGUUUGCAAGACUACAAAGAGAAGAAGGUGACGGAGCCUGGUGCCCGGCGGGGCUCCUGCAGCCUGAGGACGUGCAGUACUUACAGAUACAUCUACACAAACUCUUCUUCAUCACCUUGAUUGGAACUCAAGGUCGUCAUGCCCGAGCUACGGGGAAGGAGUUCGCCAGAUCUUACCGGGUGGACUACAGCCGCAACGGAGAGCGGUGGCUUUCAUGGAAGGACCACCAAGGGCAACAGGUUAUUAAAGGCAAUAUAGAUGAGUUUGACGUGGUCCUGACCGACCUGAGACCUCCAAUUAUUGCAAGUCAUAUCCGAGUCAUCCCCGUCACUAAGGUCCCCAUGACGGUGUGUAUGAGAGUGGAGCUGUACGGCUGUGCAUGGCUAGAUGGUCUGAAAUCCUACAGCAUUCCAGAAGGAGAGACCUUUAUGGCUCCCGGACAUCCCGUCGCAUACCUGAAUGACUCCACCUAUGACGGCUACCUAGAGAAGAGGAGGCUGUUUGAUGGUUUGGGUCAACUGACAGAUGGAGUGCUUGGAUUGGACGACUUUACUCAGAGCCACCAGUAUCGUGUUUGGCCUGGUUACGAUUACGUUGGCUGGAAAAAUGAAAGCACACGCGACGGUUAUGUGGAGAUAGAGUUCCAGUUUGAUGGACCCAGAAACUUUACAUUUAUGAAGGUCCACUGUAAUAAUAUGUUCACCAAGGGGGUGAAGAUUUUCCAGAGGGCCGAGUGCUUCUUUAAAUCUCGACAACAGUCUGACUGGGAGCCGGACUCAGUGGGGGUGGUGACUGUUCUAGAUGACAAGAACCCCAGUUCUAGAUUUGUCAUGAUCCCUUUACAACAGAGAGUCGGGAGCUUUAUCCUCUGCAAGUUCUACUUUGCGGACACGUGGAUGAUGUUCAGUGAAAUCUCCUUCCAGUCAAACAUGCAUUUUGAAGUGCCUGCCAUUGUUACGCUUCCUCCAACUACUGUCAAGGCUGCUACCACUGAGAUCCCUAUGCUGAACGCUACUGAGAGGAACUCUGAAACUACUUUCCCAUUCACCAUCAGCAGACCACUGGACAAACCGAACGAGCCAAAAACCUCUGUUCUGAUUGGCUGUUUGGUGGCCAUAAUCCUUCUACUGCUCAUUAUCAUAGUCCUAAUCCUGUGGAAACAAUAUAUACAAAAGAGACUAGAGAAGGCUCCACGUCGAAUCUUGGAAGAAGACGCCACUGUACGAUUGUCCUUCUACAGUUAUACUAUUGGCAACAACCAGACACAGAUCCAUCAGUCCAACCCCACUUAUGAGAGAAUCUUCCCUCUUGAUCUUGACUAUCAACAGCCAACCAAACCACUACGCAAACUACCUGAACUGUCCCAGAGUGCCGAGGAUUCAGUCUGCAGUGGUGACUAUGCAGAACCUGAUCUGACCAAGUCCACCCCACAUCAAGGCUUCCAGAACAGUGUCCCUCAUUAUGCAGAAACUGACAUCGUUAACCUUCAGGGAGUGACCGGGAAUAAUAUGUACGCUGUGCCAGCCCUUACUGUGGACUCACUCACGAAGAAGGACAUCAGCGUAGGAGAGUUUCCACGCAACCAACUACGGCUCAAGGAAAAACUGGGAGAAGGACAGUUUGGAGAGGUUCAUCUGUGUGAGGUGGAAGGGCUUCAAGACUUCCUGGAGAUGUCCUCAAGUGACUGCAGCAACCAACCAGUUCUAGUGGCGGUGAAGAUGCUGAGAGCCAACGUCACCAAAACCGCCAGAAAUGAUUUUCUGAAAGAGAUAAAGAUCAUCUCCAGGCUCAAGCACCCGAAUAUCAUCCGCCUGCUGGGCGUCUGCGUCCGGGACGACCCCCUCUGUAUGAUAACGGAAUACAUGGAGAAUGGAGAUCUUAACCAGUUCCUGUCCCAGAGGGAGAUCCGCAGCCAGUUCACCACUGCCAAUAAUAUUCCGUCUGUAAGCCUCCACAACCUCCUGUACAUGAGCACGCAGAUCGCUGCCGGAAUGAAGUACUUGGCCUCCCUGAACUUUGUACACAGAGAUUUGGCCACGAGAAACUGCCUGGUGGGGAACAGUCACACGAUUAAGAUAGCAGAUUUCGGAAUGAGCCGGAAUUUAUACAGCGGAGAUUAUUACCGUAUCCAGGGGCGCGCGGUGCUGCCGAUCCGGUGGAUGGCCUGGGAGAGUAUCCUAUUAGGAAAGUUCACCACUUCCAGUGACGUGUGGGCGUUCGGGAUCACCUUAUGGGAGAUCUUCACCCUCUGUAAGGAGCAACCGUACAGCGUCCUGUCAGAUGAGCAGGUGAUCGAAAAUACUGGGGAGUUCUUCAGGGACCAAGGACGUCAGAUCUAUCUCUCUCAGACACCUCUCUGCCCAAGUCCUAUCUUCGACCUGAUGAUGAAAUGCUGGAGCAGAGACAUCAAAGAUCGACCCACGUUUGAGACCAUCCACCAAUUCCUGAUAGAACAACUGGACUCCAUUGUGUAAUCUGUGUACAAGGAACACUCCGAGAAACACUUGACCCUGAAGAGGCAAGCUCUUGUCGUAACCGACUCAUCUGGAGCUAUACUGGACGUGGCCUUUAGUUAUCUAGAUGUAGAUUGUAGAAGGACCAAGAGAUAAUGUUAUCCUGAGGCGCUGGUAGACUUCCUGGGACCCCACCGGAACCCUCAGUCUCUAAAAAAGUUCCAAGCCCCUUGAGAUGUCAAGACAAUUGACUCCAGAGGGGGUAGAAGAUGUAACAUUGCACUUCCCCAGAAGGGGAGAAACCAGCUGGGAUUGAGGACUGGAAAUAAGAUGUGAGAAGUAGGACAGUUUCCCACUGAAAAAAGUACCACUACAUUCUGUGUGUAUAUAUCUAUAUAUAUAUGUGUAUGGGGUGUGUGUCCAUCUAUUGGGUGAUCAUAUUGCCAUGACACAGAUCCAAAACCUUGCUAUCUUGAGGUGGAAGUAGUUUAGAGACUAAUUGAACAAAGAGGUUUUGUGUGAUGGGACCAACUAAGGCAGUUGAGUUUUGGAAGCCACCUUAGAUGCCACCACCCAAAAGAUAUAUGGUGCGUUUGGGAGUGCUCCGUCUGCUCUAGAUGCCAUGUCCCCACUUUUUAGGGAUUUUUUUAAAUGAAUGUAAAUAUAGAAAGAUAAAUUUAUAAAUAUAGUCACAUGACAGGACUUGUUUGACUGUCUUCGAUGUUGAUGUUCAGUUUAUGGCUCAUCUAACCAUUCCCUAGACUAAUCCUUGUAUGUUUUGCCUACCCCCUCAUUUUAACUCACCCUUGAGCUCUCCUUAUUCAUUUGGAUUUGUAAUAUGUAUUGCUACCUAUGUCAGUGGACAACUAAGCAGUGAGGGUCUUGAGACCAGUUCAAGAAGAAGCAGAGAUGGUGGUGGCACAACCCUCUCCGUUGGGGAAGAGAAUGUCCCUUUUCAUGGCUAUAGUGUGACACUUUUGUCCUUAUGGACUGAAUGUGUUGUAAUUGUACAGAUCUGGUUAUAAAUUCAUUCAAGGCUAUAUGUACCAUAGUAGAAACUAAUGGAGAGAGGGCCUAAACUCAGAUUGACCCCAUUGACUGUCCUAAUGGGUAUUGUAAGACUGCAGAUGUCUUCUCCUAUUCAUAAAAUGGGUGAGGAGGAAUUAUCUUGACGUUCAUGCUGCCCUCCUCUUUUGACUUGAGGCCUAAAGCUUAGAUGGCCCUGUUUUCCAAACUGAGGUCUCUCAAAUCCCAAAAUUUCUAUUCGGAGCAGCCAUUCCAGUCAGUCUGUAGGUAAUUACAUCCCCUUGUAACCAGCCUGGGUGGUACUAACGUGCACUUAGCAGACUGCUGAUGAAGCCAAUAUCGGAUUUUUGGCUGUAUGUCAAUGCGUUUCUUAAACAGUCGUGACAAUUUUUGUAAAAAAUGUAGCUUAGUCCUUUCUUUGUUUGGUUUUGUGAAACAUUGUACGGGAUAGAUAUGCGACAGACUGCAAAAUUUGUGUUUUAACUGAGCAGGUGGGAUGGCUGGGUAUAGAGUUUUCUGUGGGUCGAUCAGUUAUUACAUUUUUUUAUAAUUCCAUCAUUUUUGUAAUUAUUAUAACUCCACUAAUUAAAAUUGUAUCUUGCUCUCAGAUUUAAAUCCUCCCCUACCAAUGUGACCUAAAAUGGCUCUUCUCAUGCAUUGCUCAGCAGGGGGGAGACAAAGAGCAACAGGAGAAAGAUCCUCCCAGGUCAAUGAGAAUAUGAAAUCUGUGCUAUAGUUUUUGUACUAUUUAAGUUGGAAAGUUUUUACUCUUCCAUUGAUGCCAAUAUCGAUAUUAACUGGAACUUCUUUUUAAAUCACUUUGGUUGUAACUGUUGCUUUGCCUGUCAUGAUCUGAUUCUUGGUUGACCAACCAGGUUGAAGAACUUGGAUUGAAAUCUCUCUAAUAGCCAUAGCAGAGGGCCCCCGGUGUGGCCCAUCCAUGGCCGGUCACUUACUUCAGUGGCCGACAUGGAAUAAUCCUUGUAGGGCCAGGGGAUUCCAGAAGCCAGUCUCGAGACAGCACCUACAGUUGAGUGAAUGGUCUAAUGGAUGACCUGUUUGGAACCAUAGAGCCUUUCAAUCAUGUGUCAAUUGGUAUUUCCACUCCAUACCAUACCCAUGACCUAUCUGUGUAGUAGAAAGAUGAUGGGAUUUCCAACCCAAAAGGUCACAGAUGGUAUGGUUACCAUCUUCCAACCUUUACUAAGACAUGCCCAUUUGACUAUGGUGGUGAUACUGGCUCAAGAGACCAUCAGGUGCCAUAUUAUAUCUUCUUUAUGGGAGUUUUUAAAGGUCAAGUUGAAGCAUCACCAUGUCGGUCAAUACAAGUGAAGAACAUCUCCCUAUUGAAAUCUGGGCUUGUCUAGCAAAGUAAUCCUAAGUGUGGUCUGGGUAAGCUCUGCAUCAAUUAACCUUUAUCCCUCCCUGAACUAUUGCAUUCAUGUGCAAACAAGAACAUCUUGGCAACCAAUCCCAUUAUAAUCCCACAAUAGCUGGGAUGGUUAAAUUUCUGCAUUUUUGGGAUUGUACAUGGGAUCGUACAUCGUAGCCCUGGCAAUGAUCCAGGUGAAUCUGUAAAAUGGGCACAUGGCAAUAUGCAUCAGACGUAAGUAUGUGUAGACGUACGUUUUAACGUCUAUUUGGAGGACUUUCCAUUUGGAGAUUUAGAGGGUUGGACAUUGUCCCAAAAAUGUGGUACCGCCUGUUUGAUCAUGAGUAAUGAGGUCUGUUAAUGAACCGGUUUGUUACAUUGUUUCUUAGCCACAAGUUAAGCUCUGACUGGCCCUAGUUCACGGUCGGGUUCACUCAUACACACAUAUGCACACCCUCGUAAAUCUGGAUAUAUCUGUGGAUCUCCAUCAAAGACCAGAAGGUACCAUAGACGACUAUACCACUAAGCACUAUGGAAUGGAUGGCGCAACAUGGCUUGUGGAGGCUGAAAGCAACUUGUGGCUGGCUUAGCUUGAAGCUUCUGGGCUCUAAUGCAAAAUCUGUAACAAGGGCCCCACCUACCAUAUGCCAUUUAUAAUACUGGUGUAUCCUUAUGUGGCAUAAGGGCAUAUAACUCCCUCAACCAACAGGGCAUAUGUGUACCCCCAUAGCUAGGCCUCUGGUACUACUACAAAAACACCAACCCAAAGUAAUAUUGCGCUGAGGCUCGGCAUUGCCACCAUACUGAGGGACGUCAGAAUAUUGGUUUACAAUAAAUGGUUAAAGGGCAACCAAGAAGGGAAGUUGUCAGACUUGGAUGGAUGGUCAAUGGCAGAGGUACCCUGGACCACCAACAGCAGGUGUCUUUAGUCACACAUCCCUAAGAAUAGAGCAAUUUGCUAUGUGGCCACUGCACGUUUGGUUAUAUCUCAUUUGCACUAUAGGAUCUAUGGUGUACAGGAAUAUUCCAUAGAAUGAACCAGAGAUGGUUGUCACAUUGGAUAAGCGGAUGCCAGAUGCAUCUAGUGCUACUUAUCUCUGGGGUAAACCAAAGAAAACCCCAUACAGUGGGACCCUUGUCACCAGUGGCCUUAGAUGGUUGAUGGUUCCUGCUGAAAAUGGUGGACUCCACCAACAUCUUGUUUAUGGCCAUGAUUAGUCUAGAACUAGAUCUAGAAUGAGUGAGACCUGGUACCAAUACGUUCCUAGCAUCUCCCUCCAUCAAUAAUACACCCCAAAUAUUUUCCCAACUUUACCUUGAGUUUCUUAGAACCACAGUUUUAUUCUGGCCACCUAUGCUUCUUGGGUCACAAGAAUCAAGACAUCAUAUGUGGAGCAUGGAGUCCAUCGGACACAAGACUGGAUGUCCGUUGGGUCUCUUUGAUCUUGAAUUGCCUGGUCCUCAAUGAGUUCUAGCUUUCAUAGAGCUGCGUUUACAGUAGUGUUAAUAGGAGAGGUUAGGGGUUCAGAGAAGCAUUUCCGAGCAUUCUGACUUAGUUCUUCCUUGUAGGAUAUAUAUAUAUCUUGACACAUGAGGCACUGAGCAUCUCAAAGAGAGAUCACUUGCCUUACUGGAUUCUGCAAGCCAAAACUGAUGAUCAUGGUGGCUAAGUGUUUAAGAUGGUGGUGGGUAAUCAAAGUCUCAUCGCCUCUCUUCCCUAAAUGCUUUAUCUCUCUGGUUUUGCUUCUUGUGUCUUUUCACAUUUUUUUGUAUAUUGAACGCCUAAUUUUUUUUUCUCCCACACUGGAUUUUAUUUGUUAUUGUCUUACACAUGAAUGUUAUAAUGAGGAGCAAUGUUAUGACCUAGAACAUGGGGUGGGGGAAGGGUGCGGGGAUAGUAGAGGGUCUGUGUCAUUUUUUUUUAAAUACUGUACUACUGUCACUCCUGUAGAUAAUGAAUCUAUAUGUAUCUGUAGCCAGACUGGACUGAAGUGCAAUGAAAUCUGUAUUGCCGAAUAAAUGAGCCUGAUCUGUGGACAAUCUUGUAUGGUCUUU
Messenger RNA from Bufo gargarizans (Asiatic toad), 7489 nucleotides. RefSeq names its product discoidin domain-containing receptor 2-like. The transcript has 19 exons. Gene Ontology annotation, cellular component: signaling receptor complex; membrane. Gene Ontology annotation, molecular function: ATP binding; collagen binding; protein tyrosine kinase collagen receptor activity. Lineage: Eukaryota; Metazoa; Chordata; Amphibia; Anura; Bufonidae. Gene Ontology annotation, biological process: protein phosphorylation; multicellular organism development; positive regulation of kinase activity. The record is from RefSeq and is a predicted model, not a curated record. The coding region runs from base 427 to 3057 and encodes 876 amino acids.